GAAGCGUAUGUGAGUUCCAACCUCAUUUGCCACUGCCUCCAUCUUUUGUAUCGACAUCUGCUGCUGUUCCUGAAGACAAGCAAGAUGACUUUCUUCAAGCACUCAGGCCCCAGAAGCUACAUGACCUCCACCAUGACGGACCGCUUUGACUGCUUCUACUGUCGCGACAACCUGCACGGCAAGAAGUUCGUCAAGAAGGACGACAAGCAUGUGUGCACCAAGUGCUUUGACAAGAUCUGCGCCAACACCUGCGCCGAGUGCAGGCGACCCAUCGGAGCAGACUCCAAGGAGCUGCACCACAAGAAUCGCCACUGGCACGAGGACUGCUUCCGUUGCGCCAAGUGCUACGCGCCGCUGGCCAGCGAGCCCUUCUGCGCCCGCGACGACGGCAAGAUCAUGUGCGGCAAGUGCAGCUCCCGCGAGGACGGCAACCGCUGCCAGGGAUGCUACAAGGUGGUGAUGCCAGGCGCCAAGAACGUGGAGUACAAGAAAAAGCUCUGGCACGAGGAGUGCUUCACCUGCUUCGAGUGCAACCAGCCAAUCCGCACGCAGAGCUUCCUGGCCAAGGGCGACAAUAUCUACUGCAACGCCUGCCAUGAAAAGAAGUUUGCCAAGAACUGCUUCCAUUGCAAGGAGCCCAUUGCCUCCGGCGGGAUCACCUACCAGGAGAACCCCUGGCACAAAGAGUGUUUCGUGUGCGUCACCUGCCGCAAGCCCCUGAGCGGCACUCGCUUCACCAACCACGAGAACACCCUCUACUGCGUGGACUGCUACCGCACCGAUGUGGCCAAGAUGUGCCAUGGCUGCAAGAACCCCAUCACAGGGUUCGCCCGUGGCACCAAAGUGCUGAACUACGAGGAGUUCUCCUGGCACGAGAAUUGCUUCACCUGCAAGAAGUGCAGCCUGUCCUUGGCCAACAAGCGCUUCGUCCGCACCGGGGACAACAUGUACUGCGUCAGAUGUGCGAUGUGAGACGGCUUUCAAAGUGGUCACGCCCUGAAAGAAAUGGCAUCUGACUCCCUCUGCAAUAGAUUAACAUCAUUAGGGGAAAAACAAAAAAAAUAAGUGCAAUUAGAGAGUACAAAAUGCCAGAUGUAAUUUCAGUUUGUUUGACGUUAGAAGAAUGCAAAAUUAUUUUUAGUCAAUUCAAUGAUGGAAUGAUACUGAAAAUAUUCGGUGGCUACAGUCAGCAUAAAACAAAACAAAAAAAAACAUAAUUUGGUUGAAAAAGGUUUUGUGUGUGUAUAUCUUCUAUCUACAUAGUAACAUGCAAACAGCAUUUCAUUUGAGGAUACAUGCUGCUUUCAAUAGGGGGGAAUACAGUUCACUGUUAUCCAUCCCUGCUUAACAUGCAUACCAGUUUUGAUGAAUCGGCACUUUUUUGGAAUGUGGUUCUUCUUGGGUGUUUUUUUUCUCUUUUUUUGCGCUUAAAGCUGAAAUAUAAGCAGGGCAUGUAUUCAAGACUUUUGCAGUGAAGUUGGAAAAUAAAAUGGAUAAGAAUGAAUAAAGACGGUUGCAAUCUCAA
Molecule: messenger RNA, 1525 nt
Organism: Hippocampus comes (tiger tail seahorse)
Lineage: Eukaryota; Metazoa; Chordata; Actinopteri; Syngnathiformes; Syngnathidae
Gene: fhl1a
Product: four and a half LIM domains 1a
Exons: 6
Coding region: 85-972 (295 amino acids)
Biological process (GO): muscle organ development
Molecular function (GO): transmembrane transporter binding
Source: RefSeq, a predicted model, not a curated record